Molecule: messenger RNA, 3417 nt
Organism: Syngnathus typhle (broad-nosed pipefish)
Lineage: Eukaryota; Metazoa; Chordata; Actinopteri; Syngnathiformes; Syngnathidae
Product: sodium/potassium-transporting ATPase subunit alpha-1
Exons: 22
Coding region: 102-3083 (993 amino acids)
Biological process (GO): intracellular potassium ion homeostasis; proton transmembrane transport; intracellular sodium ion homeostasis
Cellular component (GO): membrane
Molecular function (GO): ATP binding; P-type sodium:potassium-exchanging transporter activity; ATP hydrolysis activity
Source: RefSeq, a predicted model, not a curated record
CCCCUUUGUGUUUCCAGGAAGGACGAGAGCAGUAUGAGCUGGCGGCCACCUCCGAGCAGGGAGGCAAGAAGAAGGGAAAGGGCAAGAAGAAGGAGAAAGACAUGGAUGAACUCAAAAAGGAAGUGGACAUGGAUGAUCACAAGCUGACUCUGGAUGAGCUGAAUCGUAAAUAUGGAACAGAUUUGAGCAAUGGUUUGACUAAUGCUAAGGCGGCUGAGAAUCUGGCCCGAGAUGGUCCCAAUGCCCUCACACCUCCCCCCACCACCCCAGAGUGGGUCAAGUUCUGUAAACAGAUGUUUGGAGGUUUCUCCAUGCUCCUGUGGACCGGGGCCAUCCUUUGCUUCCUGGCUUACGGUAUCCAGGCCGCCAUGGAGGAUGACCCGGCCAAUGAUAACUUGUACUUGGGUGUUGUGCUCUCUGCUGUGGUCAUCAUCACUGGUUGCUUCUCCUACUAUCAAGAGGCCAAGAGCUCAAAGAUCAUGGACUCCUUCAAAAACCUGGUCCCUCAGCAAGCACUGGUUGUCCGCGAUGGUGAAAAGAAAAGCAUUAAUGCAGAAGAAGUAGUCAUCGGCGAUUUAGUCGAGGUGAAAGGCGGUGACCGCAUUCCCGCCGACCUGCGAAUCAUUUCCGCCCAUGGCUGCAAGGUGGACAACUCUUCGCUGACGGGAGAAUCAGAGCCGCAGACACGUACUCCAGAUUUCUCCAAUGAGAACCCGUUAGAGACCAGGAACAUUGCUUUCUUCUCCACCAACUGUGUCGAAGGAACUGCUCGAGGCAUUGUGAUCAGCACCGGUGACCGGACCGUCAUGGGUCGCAUUGCCACGCUUGCGUCAGGACUCGAAGUUGGGCGCACUCCCAUCUCCAUUGAGAUUGAGCACUUCAUCCAACUCAUCACUGGCGUUGCCGUCUUCCUGGGCGUGUCCUUCUUUGUCCUAUCUCUCAUUCUGGGCUACUCAUGGUUGGAAGCCGUCAUCUUCCUCAUCGGCAUCAUCGUGGCCAACGUGCCGGAGGGUCUCCUGGCUACCGUCACUGUAUGUCUGACUCUGACUGCCAAGCGUAUGGCCAAGAAGAACUGCUUGGUGAAGAAUUUGGAAGCCGUCGAGACGCUGGGCUCCACCUCCACCAUCUGCUCAGACAAGACCGGCACCUUGACCCAAAACAGGAUGACGGUUGCCCACAUGUGGUUCGACAACCAGAUCCACGAGGCGGACACGACUGAGAACCAAAGCGGGACAUCCUUUGACAAGAGCUCUGCCACCUGGGGUGCCCUGGCCAGAAUCGCCGGACUCUGUAACCGUGCCGUCUUCCUGGCAGAGCAGAGCAACAUUGCCAUCCUAAAGAGAGAUGUGGCUGGUGAUGCUUCAGAGUCUGCCCUUCUGAAAUGUAUUGAGCUCUGCUGUGGAUCUGUCCAAGAGAUGAGGGAGAAAAAUAGCAAGAUUGCAGAGAUUCCUUUCAACUCCACCAACAAGUACCAGCUUUCCAUCCACAAGAAUAUCUCAACUGAAAAUGAGUCCAGCCAUCUGCUGGUUAUGAAAGGUGCCCCUGAGAGGAUUUUGGACCGUUGCUCUGCCAUCAUGAUCCAGGGCAAAGAGCAACCUCUGGAUGACGAGAUGAAGGACGCCUUCCAGAACGCUUACCUCGAAUUGGGAGGUUUGGGAGAGAGAGUGCUCGGUUUCUGCCAUUAUAAUUUGCCCGAUGAGCAGUUCCCGGAAGGCUUUGCUUUCGACACUGAGGAGGUCAACUUCCCCACUGAGAAGCUGUGCUUCAUCGGCCUCAUAUCCAUGAUUGACCCGCCUCGAGCAGCUGUGCCCGAUGCCGUCGGCAAAUGCAGAAGCGCUGGAAUCAAGGUGAUCAUGGUGACGGGGGAUCAUCCAAUCACAGCUAAGGCCAUUGCUAAGGGCGUCGGCAUCAUUUCUGAAGGCAAUGAGACUGUGGAGGACAUUGCUGCGCGUCUCAACAUUCCAAUCAAUGAAGUCAACCCGAGGGAUGCUAAAGCUUGUGUUGUCCAUGGUGGAGACCUAAAAGACUUGAGCCCAGAGCAGCUUGAUGACAUCCUGAAGUACCACACCGAGAUUGUCUUUGCCAGAACCUCCCCGCAACAGAAGCUAAUCAUUGUAGAGGGUUGCCAGCGACAGGGAGCCAUCGUUGCCGUGACCGGUGACGGCGUCAACGACUCUCCGGCUCUGAAAAAAGCCGACAUCGGCGUCGCCAUGGGGAUUGCCGGAUCGGACGUCUCCAAGCAGGCGGCUGACAUGAUCCUGCUGGAUGACAACUUUGCUUCCAUCGUUACUGGAGUUGAAGAAGGACGUUUGAUCUUUGACAACUUGAAGAAGUCCAUCGCUUACACUCUGACCAGUAACAUUCCUGAGAUCACCCCCUUCCUCCUCUUCAUUAUCGCCAGCAUCCCUCUACCUCUGGGUACCGUCACCAUCCUUUGUAUCGACCUGGGAACUGACAUGGUUCCUGCUAUCUCACUGGCUUACGAAGCAGCCGAGAGCGACAUCAUGAAGAGGCAACCCAGAAAUCCCAAAACUGAUAAACUGGUGAACGAGCGACUCAUCAGCAUCGCCUACGGACAGAUCGGCAUGAUCCAGGCCCUUGCGGGUUUCUUCACCUACUUUGUCAUCUUGGCUGAGAAUGGCUUUCUGCCUCGCACAUUGUUGGGCAUCCGCGUGUCCUGGGACAACAAGUACUGCAACGAUCUGGAAGACAGUUACGGGCAGCAAUGGACGUAUGAGCAGAGAAAGAUCGUCGAGUUCACCUGCCACACCGCCUUCUUUGCCAGCAUUGUCAUCGUACAGUGGGCUGAUCUGAUCAUCUGCAAGACCAGGAGGAACUCUGUCUUCCAGCAGGGAAUGAGGAACAAGAUCUUGAUCUUUGGGCUGUUUGAGGAGACUGCCCUGGCUGCCUUACUCUCCUACUGCCCUGGCAUGGAUGUGGCUCUAAGAAUGUACCCUCUCAGGGUCAACUGGUGGUUCUGCGCCUUCCCAUACUCCCUGCUCAUCUUUAUCUAUGACGAAAUCCGCAAGCUGAUCAUCAGACGCAGCCCAGGAGGUUGGGUGGAACAAGAGACCUACUAUUGAAGACCCCAUGAGCCCGUCAGCUCCCAUUUUCUCCUCCACCCCUCCCAUCGUUGCAUGAAUAUUGUCUUGCUGCUCGGAAUAAAAUUUUAACCUCUGUGGGGGGGAGAAAAAAAAUCCCCUAUUGGAAUAUGUUUUUAUAUUAGUGAAUGCUUGAUACUACUAUUAUAGACACACUGAGAUGGAAUGUGCUGAUAUAUGAUAAAUGCUAAUAAUGACAUGAACACUGAACUUUGACUGACGAUGCGUGCCUUGUUUCUGAAACAGGACCAAUUUUAUACAUGUUUUUAACAGUUAUCAAUGUUCAAUAAAAUACGCUUGAGUCAGGUCCUACAUG